Molecule: messenger RNA, 2407 nt
Organism: Pollicipes pollicipes
Lineage: Eukaryota; Metazoa; Arthropoda; Thecostraca; Pollicipedomorpha; Pollicipedidae
Product: cathepsin O
Exons: 7
Coding region: 254-1273 (339 amino acids)
Biological process (GO): proteolysis
Molecular function (GO): cysteine-type peptidase activity
Source: RefSeq, a predicted model, not a curated record
GGGAAAAAAGAGGCCAUCCAUUCGCCCUCGGAACGGCAUUGGGCGGCCUCUGUCCGGGGACGAAGUGGAAAGCAGCGUGAAGAAUCUGAUUGUUGCUACUGGUGCAUUCUGUGGCGUGUUUUGCCGCUUCUUGGUGUAAUUGUUGUAACUUGACCCCUGGAGUACAUGGAGUAGGUGCAUCAGUGGACUACGCUGCCACACGUUAUUUUACUGUUUCCAAUCAAAACUCGGUUGCGUUCCGCAUCUGAGGGCAAUGAACAACCGAUACGUUGAUUACUUUUUGAUACUAUUAGCAUGCUUUCUUCUCUUCUUUUAUUUGCCAAUCCAGCUGGGCACAGAAAAUUCUGAGGCUCAUGAGCGAGCAUUCCAUGAUUUUCUUGAAACAUAUAACAAGUCAUAUGUAAAAGGCGGCCAGGAAUAUGAAAAGCGGCUGGCAGCAUUCAAGGAGAGCCUGGCGCGGGCGCGGCGGCUGAACGCAGCUGGCGCCGAUGACGCGCACUACGGGCCGAGCAAGUUUUCCGACCUGACGCCAGCAGAAUUCCGGCAGCGGCAGCUAACUACCGGAGCCUCCGGUGGCCGGCGGACACUUAUGACCGCGUGGCGCCGCCGGCCCUCAGCCCCGCUACGUCUGCCGGCCGGCCUGCCAGCCCGCGUUGACUGGCGGGACCGCGGUGUAGUGACACCGGUCAGGAACCAGGCCGACUGUGGCGCCUGCUGGGCCUUCAGCACGGUCGAGGUGCUCGAGACGAUGCAUGCACUCAAGACGGGUAACCUGACCCAGCUCAGCGUGCAGCAGGUGAUCGACUGCUCGUCCAACAACCUGGGCUGCACGGGCGGCGACGUGUGCUGGGCGCUGGACUGGAUGAGCGCGAACGGGAUCGUGCCGGAACUGCGCUACCCGCUGACCCUGCGUGACGACGCGUGUCGUUUGCAGAGCUCCGCUAGCGGCGUACUGCUCCGCGCGUACCAGUGUGACUCCAUGGUGGGGAACGAGGAGGGGAUGCUGCGACUGCUGGCCACGCGCGGACCGAUCGCAGUGGGGGCCGACGCCACCAGCUGGCAGGACUACGUGGGCGGCGUGAUCCGAUUCAACUGCGAGGGUGAGCUGAACCACGCCGUGCAAAUCGUGGGUUACGACACGACCGGUCCCGUACCGUUCUACAUCGUGCGCAACUCGUGGGGCGCCGACUUCGGUCUCGACGGCUACCUGCACGUGGCAGUAGGCAGCGACCUGUGCGGUCUGUCUGAGGAGGUGGGCUCCAUCACACUGUGAGGCUGGCCUUCUCGACGCCGGACCGUCCGGACCCAGCCGGUCCGCCUCGUCGCCAGCCUUGCAUGAACAGAUCGCCGGCCGGUGCUCUGCGCAGCCUCGGCUCCGGCCCCUGGCGUUGCGCGUGCGCGGGUCACGGGCCGGGUCAGCAGACCUUCCGUUCUGGCACGUCCAUUAUGGUGCUGAUUUACCUCGGUCGAGGUGAUCGUAUUGGAUCCACGGCCAAUGGAUCAGUGUGCGCCUUCCCAACGGUGUGUGUACUUUCAUUUGGGCUGGGCUCAAAUGAUGAGGGAUACACUUGUUUUUACUCGCAGACAUUGCGUCCGAAAGUGUGUGAUACUCAUACUUCUGCUAAGGCGUAUGUUUUGGAAAGGACUGGGAGAAAAAGUGAUACUCACAAAACUUAGAUUUCAGAAGAUUCUCGCUUGUUGAGGGGAGCGUCUCAUGCAUAUCUCAAGUGCCACUGGUGAAAGUGUUGUACCGCUGCUGUGUAUGUGUGCGCCGAGAUACACAUCCAAUACCGUAUCAUUAUUUCUAGAAAUGACUGGUUUAGCAUUGUUUAGUAUGUUGCAUUCUUGCCUAUCAUGUGCCUUCUGUAGCGUGUUUAUAGCGCGUACUUAGUGUUCAAUGUGGGUGAAUAUUAUAGAGGAAACCCCUAGAGAACGUCGGGCAUAGUUUAACAGAUUCUUUGUUUUGUCAUGUUUGAUAAAUUGGUGUACAGCUGGGACCAAGAUAUGCCUUGUGCAUCGCAAGGUUAAAAAUACCCUUUUAGAAGGCCGGGCGUGGUCCGUGGUGAGGCCUUAUGGGGGCUUAACCGAACACUUAAUAUAAGAGUGGCAUGCCAUACCUAGUCGAGCUUGAUAGUGUGGGCAACAAUAUUACUGGCUGUGAAUGUACUUUUGUGGUGCAGCUUCCCUUUCUGGCUCCUAUGGAAUAAGCGAACAGACAGUGUAUUUCAGUGUCGUGAUUCGCGUCUGGCGUGCUGUCCCGAUCGAAGUGCAGAACGACUGCGGUCCGUAAUUGCGGCAGUGGGGCCCGCUGUACUCUGCCUCCAGGUUUCGCUGUAAUUUGACCGCUCCACGUGGAGCUAGGUCAGUCGGGCUUAGUGAGCUGUAUGAAAUUAAAUAUAUCUAUGAA